Messenger RNA from Thlaspi arvense, 875 nucleotides. The record is from the annotation of a GenBank genome assembly. Lineage: Eukaryota; Viridiplantae; Streptophyta; Magnoliopsida; Brassicales; Brassicaceae.
AGAUGACAGCACGACCAACUUCCAUUUUUCUAAAGUUGAUUUCUUUUCUGGAUUCUUUCUCUCACAUCCAAAUAAAACUGUACUGAGGAUUUGGUAGACAAUUUCUUCCUCCAUUAUUGACAGAGAGAAACAGAGGAACAAACAAACAAACAUUGAAGAUGGAGUUGGUUCAGAUGCAGAAGAAUUUGCAAGAUUACACUAAAUCACUCUUCUUGGAAGAAGAGCCAGAACGGCAAAACGGAAGUUACAGUGCAGAAAAGCAAAGAAAGAAGGCCUCCAGCAAAGAAGGGGCGCCGUCGCCUGGAUCGGGGAUAAAGAGGAGGCGAUCCCUCACUGAUCGAUCAAUAGCCACGCGAACUGCAGCAGUGUUUGUGGAAGCUGAGUUGAAGAUCCUCCUGUUGUGCUCCUUUCAAAGCUGAUAGAUGGUAACCUGAAAGAGCAGUUUCGUUAUUACUCCUCUCGCUGAACGACGGAGAGUUAGAUCAUCGGAGAUUGCUGAAGCUACAGCAUAGAGGGUUUGAGGUGGUGAUAACCCAGAACCCGCUGAGAAGAAGCUCCAGAUUUGAGAGGAGAAGGAGCACUCAAAAAAUAAGUGGUUGUGAGUCUCCUGAUGUGUAGCACACAACGGGCAUUCAUCGGGAAUAUUAACUCCCCACCGUCGAAGCCUGUCCUUAGUUGGCAGUCGUGCCAAUAACGCCAACCAGGUAAUGAAGGAGCAUCUCGGAAUUGCUUCUUUAAACCAGAUAGCUGGUGACCAGUGAAUCUCUGGAGAUCUUACUCGCAAGAAGUUCCAAAUUACCUUAGAAGAGAAGGAAGGCACAAACGAGCUUGCAGCAUUGCGCCAGAGAAAUACAUCCGGACCCCUUGAAGCAUGG